Molecule: messenger RNA, 1887 nt
Organism: Nannizzia gypsea CBS 118893
Lineage: Eukaryota; Fungi; Ascomycota; Eurotiomycetes; Onygenales; Arthrodermataceae
Product: hexokinase-1
Exons: 2
Coding region: 1-1887 (628 amino acids)
Biological process (GO): glycolytic process; glucose 6-phosphate metabolic process; intracellular glucose homeostasis
Cellular component (GO): cytosol; mitochondrion
Molecular function (GO): ATP binding; fructokinase activity; D-glucose binding
Source: RefSeq, a predicted model, not a curated record
AUGUCCGUACACAGCGUCGAGGAGGACGAGAGUGACCACAACGCCGCCGUUGAGCCGUUCGAGGGGGAGGACGAAUUGGAUGUCAACGGCGAGCCUGAACUCGACCUGCAGAGCGACAGGGAGCGAUUGAUGCACGAUCAGAUAAUAGACAACUUCCUUGCGCCCCUCGCUGUCAAUGAUGCCCGCCUAUACCAGCUAGGCUGCCGUUUCUCCCAGCUCUACCUCGAGCUCGCGCGCACAUCUGACCAGCAAUUCCUGCCCACACCCGUCACUCGGCUGCCCAGCGGCCAGGAGACGGGUAGAUACCUGGCUAUAGACGUCGGUGGGAGCAAUCUCAGAGUCGCCUUCAUCGAACUACUCGGUGCUGCCGCCGACGACCUGGAAAACAGCAGCGCCAGCAGCACCAGCAACGGUGUUCAGGCCAGUGAAGCCGUAUCCAAUUUGGAAAGGUCACGUGAUACUCUUCGAAAGGCGCAGAGGCAUCGAGUGCGCCGGACGCUGGAGAAAGCAUGGCCGAUAGCUGAGCAUCUCAAGAUGGAUAAGGCCGAGGACCUCUUCCUGUGGAUCGGAGACUGCAUGGCCGAGGUGGUCGCGGACAGCUUGGCUGCGAAGCCCGACGUCGAGGAAGCCCCUGAAGAACUCGAGAUGGGCAUCACCUUCAGCUUUCCUAUGAUGCAAGACUCGCUGGCAGAGGCUACGCUGAUGCCCAUGGGUAAAGGUUUCGCAAUCACAUCGGACCUAAACCUGGGGAAGAUAUUACUAGCAGGCUACGAUAGACAUACCCGGAGGCCGUACGGCUCUGAUGAACCUUCUACAAAACGACGGAGGAGGUUUCCAUUGCCGAAGCUAAAGAUUGCAGCCAUCACCAACGACACGGUUGCCACUCUCGCUUCUCUAGCCUACAUGGUGAAGUCGCUACCGAACAGUCGAGUUGCUAUGGGCCUCAUCGUGGGAACAGGAUGCAAUGCCACAAUACCCAUGAAACUAACAGACCUACACGAGUCUAAAGCUAAGUGCGUUUCCUCACAGCAGCCAGAUGCGAUGGAGACGGUAGUCAACACCGAGUUCACCCUUGGAGGUGCGGCUCCCCCCUUACGAGAGCUAAAAUUCACCACCAAAUGGGAUAUCCAACUGGACGAGCAGUGUGCGCGGCCUGGCUUCCAGCCGUUCGAGUACAUGACCGGAGGACGAUACAUCGGCGAACUAGUCAGGCUCGUCUUCUACGACUAUCUUACAUCAGUGCUAAAUUUGUCACCAAAGUCACUACCUGCCAACCUCAUCCAAGGCUAUGCGCUAUCAACUAGCUACUUAUCCAACCAUGUAGCUCCUAUGCAUACCGAUCAGGACCUAGUAGUGAAGCUCAAGUCUACUCUCCCUCCUCCCGAGUCAAGCAGUUGGAAUUGGGACAUUUACACUGCCCGUGCAUUCCGAAAAACUGCGAGGAUAGUACAGACACGCUCUGCAGGGCUCGUUGCAGCAGCAGUUGUUGGUCUCUUAGCAUGUCAAAAGGAAAUCCAACUCCGCUCAGAUGGUGCUACUAACCCCAGGCGAUCUACCAAUAUCAUUGUCCCGUCGUUUAACAAUUCAACUGAUACCAUAACCAGCGUGUAUAGACCCGCAUCUACUACACCACAGGACCCUUCUACGCCAGGAAUGGACUCACCCCCAUCCGGUUGGCAAUCUGGCCCGGAGGAGUUGGUUGUUGCUUAUACAGGUGGUAUUAUCCAGCACUACCCACAUUUCAAGGAGACAUGUCAGGGCUUCAUCGACCGUCUCGUCAUAUGGGAUGGACCACAGGAAAGUGGUAAAUCCGUGUUUCUCCGAGAGGCUUCCGACGGAGGCAUUAUUGGUGCAGGUGUCCUGGCUGGCAUGGUAUCAAGCACAUGA